Penicillium cataractarum is the source of this 1593-nucleotide messenger RNA. Its product is annotated as cytochrome P450. The coding region runs from base 1 to 1593 and encodes 530 amino acids. Gene Ontology annotation, molecular function: iron ion binding; heme binding; monooxygenase activity. The record is from RefSeq and is a predicted model, not a curated record. The transcript has 7 exons. Lineage: Eukaryota; Fungi; Ascomycota; Eurotiomycetes; Eurotiales; Aspergillaceae.
AUGCCAUUUCCUUGGGUAGCAAGCCUUUUGCUGGGCUUCCUGGCUGUCUAUGUCAUGAAAAAGACAAUGCUAGAUAAGACGUUGCCCGGUCCUCUUCCACCAGGGCCUCGGCCUAAGCCGUUAUUGGGUAACCUUACAGAUCUACCCCCGAAAGGCGAACAGGAUUGGAUGCAUUGGUUGAAGCACAAAGAGCUCUACGGGCCAAUUAGCUCCCUCACAGUCUUAGGGCAGACUAUCAUCAUUGUCAAUGAUAUGAAAACUGCCGUGGAUCUGCUAAAUAAACGGUCUGCCGUUUACUCAUCAAGGCCAAAGAUGGUCUUUGCAUCCGAGAUGGUGGGAUGGGAAGAUGGUCUCGCUUUCCAAGGUUACACUGAGAGAUUCCGAGCCUAUCGCAAAGCAGUACAACCAUCAUUCGGAUCCGAGUCGGCUGUCUCGCAGUUCAACCCCCUUCAAGAAAAAGAGGUUCACCGCUUCUUGCUACGAGUACUUCGAGAACCAACGAAAUUUAUCCAACAUAUUCAAACAGAAGCAGGCGCUGUUAUUUUGAACAUUGCAUAUGGCUACACAAUUGAGCCGUUCCAUCGUGACCAUCUUGUAGAUAUCACAAACGAGGCACUUGACCAUUUCGCCAAAGCUGCGACUCCUGGAACUUGGAUGGUAGAUAUCAUCCCGGCAUUGAAAUAUAUUCCUGCAUGGUUCCCAGGGGCAGGAUUCAAGCGCAUCGCGCAGGCCUGGAGGGGGCAAUUGAUUGGUAUAGCAGACAGACCUUACGCAUUCGUCAAGGCACAGAUGAAGAGUGGCAAGCAUAAACCAUCAUACUUGUCAAACAUUUUCAGCACCCAUGGCAUCCCAGAGCCUGGAUCCGAGAAGGAAACCAUCGCUAAGUGGACUGCCGCGUCACUAUACACUGGCGGUGCUGACACGACUGUGUCAUCUAUCCAAUGUUUCUUCCUCGCCAUGGCCAUGUAUCCAGAAGUCCAACGUAAGGCACAAGAUGAGAUCGAACGAGUUCUAGGACGCGGGCGUCUGCCAAAAAUGGCAGACCGUGCCAACCUUCCGUAUGUGAACGCUAUAGUCAAGGAGGUUCUUCGCUGGCAUCCUGUGGCACCAAUGGCCAUACCUCAUUUGUCCACAGCGGAUGAUACCUGGGGAGAUUACUUUAUUCCUAAGGGCUCUUUGAUUAUGCCUAAUAUCUGGGCUAUGAUGCAUGAUCCAAGCAUUUAUCAUGAGCCCAUGAUCUUCAAGCCCGAAAGAUUCCUUGAGGCUCAGGGACAUGGUCCAGAAAUAGACCCUCACUCCAUCGCUUUCGGGUUUGGUCGUCGUAUCUGCCCGGGUCGUUUCCUAGCAGAUAACACCGUCUAUCUGAGUGUAGCGCAGACUCUGGCAGUCUUCAACAUCAGCAACGCUAUACAAGACGGAGUCGCGAUCAAAAAAAGCCCCAGGUUUGAGCCGGGUGUGAUUAGCCACCCAGCACCAUUCCAAUGUUCGAUCGCAGUUCGUGGUCCUGCUGAGGAAGCACUCAUAUUGUCUGUUGAGCAAGAGCACCCAUGGGAACCGAGCGAUGCAUCCGACCUUGAGAAGCUUGGGUAUUAA